AUGGGCCUUCUCAGCCUUCUCAGACGUCUCAGGAAGUCGGGCGGCGAGGCUCGCAUCCUGAUCCUCGGCCUGGACAACGCAGGGAAGACCACUAUCCUCCGCAAGCUGAGCGACGAGGACAUCACCACCACCACACCGACACAGGGCUUCAACAUCAAGAGCAUCCUCCACAACGGGUUCAAGCUCAACGUGUGGGACAUCGGAGGGCAGAAGACCAUCCGACCGUACUGGCGCAACUACUACGAAAACACCGAGGCGCUCAUCUACGUCGUGGACGCCGCGGACCGCAAGCGCGUGGACGAGGCCGGGUACGAGCUUAACGAGAUCCUCGGUGAGGACAAGCUCGCGACAGUGCCCUUGCUGGUGUUUGCGAACAAGAGCGAUUUGCUGCAGGCGCAGAGCGCGGACGACAUCGCGGAGUCGCUCAGCUUGUUCAACAUCAAGGAUAGACCGUGGCAGAUCCAGGCGUGCAGCGCGAAGGACGGCACCGGGUUGGAGGAGGGGCUGAGGUGGGUCGUAAAGCAGGUCAAGUAG
Messenger RNA from Micromonas commoda, 534 nucleotides. RefSeq lists its product with no specific name. The record is from RefSeq and is a predicted model, not a curated record. Lineage: Eukaryota; Viridiplantae; Chlorophyta; Mamiellophyceae; Mamiellales; Mamiellaceae. Gene Ontology annotation, molecular function: GTPase activity; GTP binding. Gene Ontology annotation, cellular component: microtubule cytoskeleton; cytoplasm. The transcript is spliced from 2 exons. The coding region runs from base 1 to 534 and encodes 177 amino acids. Gene Ontology annotation, biological process: cilium assembly.